This is a messenger RNA of Ambispora leptoticha, 248 nucleotides long. The record is from the annotation of a GenBank genome assembly. Lineage: Eukaryota; Fungi; Glomeromycota; Glomeromycetes; Archaeosporales; Ambisporaceae.
AUGACUGAAUAUCAACCAUGCGAUUCUGGGACUCAUCCUCAUAUGAAUGAGAAUUUAUAUGAUUCUAUAUUGCUCACCAAUAUAACUACAAAUAAUUCAAUUCAGAAAAAUAAUCGAAUUGAGAUGCAAAAAUUUAUACAAGAGUUGAGUUUGGAAUUUGACUUGAAAUCAAUUGAAGUUAUUAACAGAAAUAGAAAGCAGGGUAUACUUGAUAAUACUGAAAAUGAAGCUAUUGAACUAGUCUAUAU